AUGUAUUUUUGAAUGCCGAAAUGAGUAUAUCGAAUGUCGGUUCUGGUUCCUUAUGGACACACUUUAAGCAGCCAGAACGUUGGUCAAGGGACGGUAUUUAUAGGCUCUCAGGUUGUUGUUUUAUGUCGUUUUUUGGUCUGGGUCUAGUUAUCGGUUUACUGGGUCCUGCUUUGCCACCCUUGGCAGAAGCCUUAAGUCUCAAGCAGGCUGAAAGUCUAGGCUUUCUCUUCACUGUAAGGGGAGUCGGAUACUUUUUAGGAUCACUACUCUUUGGCUUUAUUGGGAAGAAGCUGAGUUAUAGGUCUUUGAUUGCUGGUGGGUGUUUGAUUUUGGCACUAACUCAAGUUUUGAUUGCAGUUUCAACUUCUACAAUGCAGCUUGGCUUAUUUUGCUUUCUUGUGGGCUUUUUUUCAGGCUUUGUCGAUACAGGAGGAAAUGCUGCAGUAGGUAGUCUGUUAGCAGAAGAUCCUUUGGCAGACACUUUUAUGCAAGCACUUCACUUUUCUUUUGGUUUGGGAGCUUUUAGCGCUCCUCUACUUACAGCUCUUCUUUUGAAAUUUUCAGGAAGCAUUGCCUUGGCCUUCUUUCUCGUUGGUUUGCUUUGCCUCUGCAUUGGACUCAGUUUCUUGGGAUUGACAACAAGUGAGAUUUGUAACAAACCUACAACCAAAGAAUUGACUUUGAUCAGUGAAGAAGAACGUUGGAUGGAUGCAUCUGUGGAGAAUAAUACUACUGUUCAAGCCACUCCUUCGACACCACCACCGCAAAGCAACAGAAAGCUUCUUCUUGUUUUGGUUGCUUUUGCUGCAUUCUUUUAUGUUGGAUGUGAAAUAGGUUUUGGAGGUUGGAUAGCAACAUAUUCUCUCAACUCACAUAGUGUAAGUACAAAAGCUUCAGCUGCUCUUAUGGCUUCUGUCUUCUGGGCAUCGUUCACCAUAGGAAGACUUGUUUCGAUUCCUUUAUCACUUUAUUUAUCUUGUCGCUCCAUUCUCUUCCUAGACUUGUCACAAGCCAUCGUUUCAACUAUUUUUGGUAUACUAGGUUUCAAUCUAUGGUUUUGUUCUUCUUUAGUUGGAUUUGCCUUGUCAUCCUCGUUUCCAUCUUCCGUCACUCUGAUACAGAGUAAAACGAGUGUAGAUCAAGUUUCCACUUCCUGUUUAAUGGUAGGAGCAAGUUUAGGUGAAAUACUCAUUCCUUUUUUGUUGGGAGAGAGUAUGAAGGAACUUGGUUUGGAAUGGUAUUUUCCAUUAUGCCUCGUUACUGUCUGCUUAUGGGGUUUGGGUUUUAUACUGGUGUUGAUACAACCAAGUCAUUAUCAUGACAAUUGUACUAGUUGAUGAUUAUUCUCGAGAUCUAACUUGCAUAUUCCUCCUUUCUCAUGCAAUGUCAGUAGUCUUGUUUAUUUUCUUGUUCGACAGAUUAUAGUGGAAUAUUUGAUCAUGAAGGUUGAGGAUAUUAUUUUGUCUACGAAUUCACAUUUGUUACCUGAUUGAGAUGUUCUUAUUGCUUGGGUCGAGAUAUUUCAGUCGACAGGUAUGGCCAAUUCUUUAGUUGCAUAAGAACAAUCGACAAAGUUGGUACCACCCAAAUUUGUUGUUCCAGCCACUGGAACAGAGCGUUGUACUCUUUGACAAAGACCAGAACCUGUUGUUGUACAAUGAUAUUUGGUACACGGACUAUAAGUUUCACAAGUUUGAGAAGUUGGAAACAGGUCAGCAUCCACCAGCUUGAGACAGGUUGUACUGGAUGUUACAGAACAAGUACAGUACGAUGAAUUGAAUACGUAUCGUUCCGCGGAGUUGAGUUGUACUGUAACGAACGCUACUUUGGGUAGCGAUGAAAAUUCUUCUGUGAAGAUGGGUUCUGCUUUGUUUCUUGCUUUCCAAAAAGGUCGACUAGAUGGAAGUGUUGAGUAUUUGCAAAUGAGAAACCAUCAAGAUUACCUUUCCAACAGUCCUAGCUUAUGCUUUAAUGAUGAUAAACGUUGUUUUUCAAUC
Molecule: messenger RNA, 1997 nt
Organism: Galdieria sulphuraria
Lineage: Eukaryota; Rhodophyta; Bangiophyceae; Galdieriales; Galdieriaceae
Product: MFS transporter
Exons: 1
Coding region: 21-1337 (438 amino acids)
Biological process (GO): transmembrane transport
Source: RefSeq, a predicted model, not a curated record